CUGAUGUGCUGAUUUCCCUGAUUAGGCUAUGCUAAGAUAAAAAUGCUUUACUUUGUCAUAGUGUAUUAGGAAAUUUUAUAUUUUAUGGUGUAAUCUUAGCUUUCGGAUCGGCUUAUCGCUGUUGUCUCCUACUAUCAGGUUAUUGAUAUGAACACGGCGGAUAUCGAGCAGACACCUGCGUCAAAGUUGCUCAAAAGCGGUACGCAAAUAGCGCACGAUUUGGUAGCGCAGUCACCAACGGCUGUUCGGCUCCUUAGUGCCCAAAUGCCAUUCUCUACUUUCGUCAAGUACACGAUAUGGUUGCAUGAGUUGUAUGAUACACUGGAAAUAGCUAUACAGAAGAACAGUAGCGAUCCACAUUUAUCCCCUCUGAGCAGACUCGAUGUAUUGGCUAGAGCACCAGCGUUGAAGAGCGAUUUGACAAAUUUAUUGAGUGCAUCAACUAAAGAAUUCCAAAGCGAAAAAGGAGAGCAAAAUUGGCGUGAACAUCCCUUCGCAGAAGCUGUUUUGAAGCAGUUACCACCAAGUUUACAGACAUACAGGGAGAGGAUUGCUUCAGCGGAUGGCUUACAACUCGCUAGCCAUGCUUAUGUACGCUACCUUGGUGAUCUUAGUGGUGGUCAAAUCAUUCAGAGGAAGUUGGGCAAGGCAUACAUGUUAGAGCAACUGGACGCUAAGCAGUUCUAUGAUUUCCCACCACUAGACCCUAGCCAGGAAUAUCCAGCCAACGCAGCCGAAGUUAAGAAUAUAAAGAACUGGUUUAGAAAAUCUUUAGAUAUCAUCGCGCAAUCGGUUGAGGAGAAACAAAUACUUAUAGACGAAGCUAGCAAAGCGUUUAUCUUCAACAGUGAUAUGUUCAUCGAUCUGGAGAAGCACUCAGUUACAACACCAGAGCUGUCGUUGCCUGCUGAACAGUCUACAACUCAGACAGCACGGAUAGAACAAACAGCACCCGCAGAUCAAACAUAUCUGAGAAUAAUAUUUGCCUUGUUGUUAAUCUUAGUGAUUGGCUAUUUUUACCUCAAGUAAUCAUACAUUUGUACAGUAAUUUCGCUUUGUUUUUAUAAUAGAUAGUGUUUUAUCAUA
Molecule: messenger RNA, 1086 nt
Organism: Wallemia mellicola CBS 633.66
Lineage: Eukaryota; Fungi; Basidiomycota; Wallemiomycetes; Wallemiales; Wallemiaceae
Product: heme oxygenase-like protein
Exons: 2
Coding region: 148-1029 (293 amino acids)
Biological process (GO): heme oxidation
Molecular function (GO): heme oxygenase (decyclizing) activity
Source: RefSeq, a predicted model, not a curated record